Molecule: messenger RNA, 845 nt
Organism: Papaver somniferum (opium poppy)
Lineage: Eukaryota; Viridiplantae; Streptophyta; Magnoliopsida; Ranunculales; Papaveraceae
Exons: 3
Coding region: 36-353 (105 amino acids)
Source: RefSeq, a predicted model, not a curated record
UCUAAGCAGGGAUUUGCAGAACUAAAAUUCAGGCCAUGAAGAUAAGUAAGGCUUUAGUGGUCUGUCUCACAGUGGGUUUUUUAGGUCUUCUAGCUUUUGCUCUGGGGUUGACAGCAGAAAUCAAAAGGAUCAAGGUAUCUGAUGUCACAUUCACUUCUUAUCAUGAAUGUACGCACCCAAGAAGUGUGGCUUUCGCUCUUGGUUUGACUGCCUCACUAUCUCUUAUAAUUGCUCAUGUGAUCAUUCAUGUAUCAGCUGGGUCCUUCUGUUGCUGCUAUAGAAAUACUCUUCCUGAUCCAACCUCUAAUAGGAGGAAACUUUCAUGGUUUUCUUGCAGGAACCUCACUGAAUGAUUACAAAAGCAGUAAAGGAAGCACAAUCGUUGGCGCCAAAUGUUACCUGGUAAAGCCUGGAGUAUUUGUUGGAAGUGAGGUUGUGUCACUUGUGAAUGUAACCACUGGGAUUAUCUUUUAUCUCAUGACUGUAUCGGCGAUAAAGAAGAUGGAAGCUGAUAAUGGUGCUACUGGUUAUCCUAAUCCAGGUAAAGGUAUCCAAUUAGCCUAAGCCAGAUUCUACUCGAAUGAGUGUGGCAGAAGCACCAGUUCUUCUGGACAAGAUAAACCCGAAUUCGCAACGACUAAAGUCACUAAACCCUGUUUUGGUCUGGAUAAUGGCCGGAAGCAUGAAUAGAGAUUGGGGCAAUUUAUGCAAAUGGUUUGGCACGUCUUUUGCAGUAGUACCAUUUUGCUGUUGGUCAUCGGAGAGGUUAAUCAUUUUAUUGAUUUUGUUUUUUAUUUUGUAUAGCUUUCAUUUUUCAUUAAUGUAUAAAUCAGCAUUUACCACUC